This is a messenger RNA of Dromaius novaehollandiae (emu), 6837 nucleotides long. RefSeq names its product BLOC-1 related complex subunit 6 (gene BORCS6). Gene Ontology annotation, cellular component: BORC complex. The record is from RefSeq and is a predicted model, not a curated record. NCBI's taxonomy places the organism in Eukaryota, Metazoa, Chordata, Aves, Casuariiformes, Dromaiidae. Gene Ontology annotation, biological process: lysosome localization.
AUGGGUGGUUCGGGUCGCUGGAGAGUGUCUGCCUGGGCUUUGUGGGCUGAGAUGGUGGCGCGAUCAGAUCCGCUGCUAGAAGAACAUGGCGGGGGAGUGAAAGGAGUAGAUAGCGGCUCCCGAUGUUGUUACACGAGAGAAGCACGCCCCCUUCCGCCCUCGCCCCAAUCGCCGCGGGAGGAAGGCGCGGAGAGCACGCCCCUCCGCGGGGUACCGCCAAUCGCAGGGAAACGACCGCUGCGGUGGCCCCGCCUCUGCCAAUCAGAAGCGACACAAACACUUCGGGUCACGCCCGCUUCCGCACGCCGCCCAAUCGGGGCAGACACAAACAACGGGCACGCCCCGGUCUCCAAGUCACGGGCCCACAGUGCGAAGCGCAGGGUCGGGACGAGCUGCUCUCUUCUCGAGAGCGGCCGGGCAAUGGGGCGGUGUGCAGGCAGGCUCGGGCACGCCCCCGCGCGCCGCGCAGCCAAUGGGCGGGGACGUAAACACGGGACGGCCCGCCCCUCGGCGGGAGGCGGAUGCGCAUCGCUGGGGAUGGAGGUGCCGGCGCUGCGGCCUGCUGGGGCGGCCCCGGCCGUGGCCGAGGGGGCGGCGGCGGCGCGGGGGCGCGAGGAGCGGAGCCUGGAGGCGCUAAGCCUGGCGGGCGGCGCGGCGGCGCGGCAGGCGGCGGCGGCGGAGGGGCGGCGGGCCACGCUGGCGAGCGCGCUGGAGCUGGAGGGGACGGUGCUGCGCGAGGGGCGGCUCACGCAGUUCGUGGCCAACAACCUGGAGCGGCGAAUCCGGCUGAGCGGCGCCCCGCGGGGGGAGGCGGCGGCGGCGGGGCCCAUCCCCGCCAUCGACCCCGGCGCGCUGCAGGACGUGGUGGCCCUGGCGGGGCAGGUGGCGGCGCAGGUGGACGAGCUGCUGCGCAACGUGCACUGCGGCCUGCAGGCCCUCACGGCGCUCAGCGUGGGCUGCAUCCAGACCUACCGCGACGGCGUGGAGAGCCUGGGCGAGGCGGCCGACCUCAGCAUCCGCGCCAUGUACGCGCUGGUGGCGCGCUGCGAGGAGCUGGACCGCGCCAUGCAGCCCGUGCCCGCCCUGGCCAAGCGCAUCCGCGACAUGAAGGGCACCCUGGAGCGCCUGGAGGGGCUCUGCAAGUAGCCGCGGCCGCGCAGCCCCCCGGCGGCCCCCCGCCCCCGGGCCCGGCCGCCUCGACGUGCGGGGCCCGAAGUCCCAGCUGCGGGGCCACCGCUGCCGCUGGGCCUGCGAGCCGAGUGCAUGCGACUGUUAAAGAGCCUCUCGCACCCCUACGAGCCGUUCAAGCUUUUCCUCACUUCUUUUUGGUUUUUUUUUUUAGCGAGAGAAGCUGCCGCUGCUUUUCCAGAGUGUGGUUGCUGUUGGGCUCCCUUGGCUUGAAAUGCGAUGGUUCUGUCCCGCUGUGUGUGGCUGGCUCCCGUGUUUUCCUAAAACUGUCACUCUGAGAAGCAAUGCUGUGUUUUUAACACAGCGGCCUUCAGCCUUGCACUCCUGCUGCAACCCCUCUGAAAUAGGCCCCGUCACCUUUUUUGCACCCAGUGUCUUGAGGUUUCCACGUCUGUGUUUUUCCUGUUUGUUUGUUGCCCUGUAUGUUCACUAGCCUACAUUUGUGGCCAGUUCCCUGCUUUUAACUGGAGGAAGUGACAUUUUCACAGACUAUGGAGGAAAAAGGUCCCAGUUUAAAUCACUUGGAAAAUUGCACACAGUGCUUUUUAGCUUGAGUUCCAUUAAAGAAUUUUGAUUCCACAUGCCUUACACUUCCUAUUUAUUGAGGGCUAGGAAAAAGUAGCCAAUGGAAGUCUUUAACUAAAAGCACCUAUUAAUAUUUUUUUUCUACCAAAACAUAAAUUGUUUUGAAUACUUGUUUGAUGUUUUCAGGCUUUGUGUUAUUCCUAGUUGACUUAGUGCCUAUCUAGAAAAAUCCUUAUUUCAGCAAAGAAACAUGCAGGAUAAAAUUCUACUGUCUCUUACAAGUCACUGGUAUAAGAGAGGAUAGAUAAGAGAAAAUUUAAUGCAUGUAACAAUGACAUUACUUUCUGAGAAGAGUAUAAAAUCAAUGGAAUGUAAUUGAGAUUCAGAUAGAAACAAAUCGACAAGCAAAGUUCUAAAAACAAAUUCCAGAUAAAAUAUGUCUUGCCUAUGUAAGUGUCUACAGGUUUCACAGUGUAGAAGUUUAACUGGCGUCGCUGUAAAAUCAUUCUGUGAUUUUUCUUCCCCCAAUUUGGAAAAUACCUAUUUAAUUGAGGAAUAUGAAUACAUGAUGGCAUUACAAAGAUGUGUGACUAUCUUGGAAAGGGUAUUUUGUGAGAAUUUGCUUGUAUAACCUGGAGCUUUUGUAUAAGCGUCACUGUAUGCAGAAGUUAUUUUGCUGUAUCAGUAAGUAUUUCUCCUGAGUUGUGAGAGUAGCUGAAUUUUCUGCUAGCUGGGGUUCCUAUGCAACUAACCUUUUGUAAGAUGCUUCGUAGCAAUCCAGUUAGGUAACAAGUGUAUGGAUCCUCGCAACAAGAUUUCAUCAGAGAAAUGAUCACUGUGAUCUUAUGUGUGUGUAAUGGUGCUUUUGGUGGCUUACAGCUCCUAAAAACCUUGGGGCAAAGGUAUCCAGAAAUACUGCCUAAGUCCUGUAACUUUUGGUUGAAGAGUCGGUAAACUUAUGAUGGGGGCAGCUGCUACCCCAUUAUAGCCUUAUUACACAGUACCAAAGAGUGAGAGGUAAACAUCAUUAUACACUGUGCUACUAUAGUGUAACAAAAUAAUUAGGUUUUUUGCUACCCUGAUUUGUGUAAUGCCAGUCUGUGGCCUGUUUUGAGUCUCUCGACGUGGCCGUGCCUCCACAUUUUCCCUCAGCAAGAGGGAUGUAUUUCACAUAGGCCUUACAGCCUUAGCAGUGGGGGUGGGCUGGGAGUGGGCUGUGCUGUGCUCCCCUCUCCUUGUGGUCAGCAGCUCCCAUGGUAUAUGGUGUCUUCUAAGGAAUGGUUGUGGCUUCAGAAAGAGACUAGAUCAUUAAAGAGUAGAGGUUAGUGGAGAUAAAAAGGAGAACUUACUGCCCCUGCACAUGAGCCUAGAAGGUCAUUACUUCCCAUGAGCCUAAAAGAUUCAUGAUACCAUAGCAACAGCUGUAAUCUUAAUAGUUUUGGGGCAUCAUUCUUGGAAAGAUUUGAAAUAGUAUUGUCUAUCAUGGAGAUGCAGUAGUUUCACCCAGUACAUUUUUAUUCUGUAUGUAUCAGGAGUUAAAACUGAAGCUUAAUCUUGGUUAACAUGAAGUAUUAUUGAAAUGUACAUAGAAGACCUGCAAGCUAAUUUGUAUAGCCAAAUAAGUACAACUCCACUUUAUUCAUACAGCCUAAGGUUAAGCCCUAAAGCAUACAUGUUUUAGUACACAAAUGGUUUUUAACGGUAUUUCAUUUGCAGUCAGGCUGCAUUUAAUGCUCAUUCCCUGCUAAAUUAUCAAGUCUAUAGAGUAAAAACAUUACAUUUUUUAAAUAGUUAGUGAUCAGUUGUUGUUGAAGUAUUUCUCUUCUUAAUUAUGGCCUUUCUUAUUUGGUAAAAUAAUUCGAAAGAUAAUUUAAACUGCUCCUGCAUCUGCACAGAGACCCAUUAAUGUGAUUGCUGUGACAGUUUCAAUCUGGAUCCUCAGGUAGUCAUUUCUGGCAGUGAUGUCAUUCAUGUGAUGAAAAAGAAAUGACUAGUGAUUUACAAGCAUGAAGGAAGUGGUAAUUACACUCUAUGGGUUUUUCUUUUUUUAACCUUGUCAGUCUGAAGGCUCCAACUUGUUUGAAGGCAGACUUAGCUGAGCUGGGCGCAGUGGUUCCUGUUCCCAGGUGUCCACCUCAUACAUCUGCCACGAGUUUACCGUCCCUGGGGCAGGCAUUGGGGGAUUGAUACGAACCUGUUCUGUGCUGCCUCAAUCAAUCGCAGUAUGUUAACACAUAGCUACUACGAUUUACAGCCUCCCUGUCUGGUAUCUACUUUCUUCGCUGCAGGACUGGUGACACUUGCUGUGUCUGUAUCGGUGCAGCUCUGAUGCCAGCCCUGCCCUUGGAGUUGCAUUUGAACUGCUGGAAAGCUACCUGCAGCUCACUGGGUAACCUGUCCCUGUUGCAGCUAGUAAUCGCUGUACUGCCUUUUAAUCCUAGUCCAGGUUUCCUGUGCAUGUUCUGUAUUAAUUCUUAGCACUUUCCAACUUUCAGAUGUUCAGCUUGAAAGCUUUCAGGUUCUUUUAGCCUUUUUUGCUUAAUUUGUCAGUGAGCAGAGUGAAACCAUGUUUGCAUUUGCAGGAACUUAGAAUGUGUUUGCAUAUUUUUUUCUUGCUUAAUCACUCAGCUGUACAAUUGAUCUUGUUUUUCUUUUCUCAUCAGCUGCCAAGUGUACUUUUAUCAUAACAAGACCAACAAGGUCAGUAAGGAAAAAUAACAAAAUAAAAUGAAAUACAGGACUCUAAGUAAUGCCAGAUUCAGAAUUAGCUGUGUUCUGGAAAUGACUUUCCUCUUCUGAUAACCAUCACCGACUCCAUUAUAUUAGGCUUGUUUGUUAAUUAUUGUUUUUCAUUUGGGUCACGUAUCUGAUUUGACUAAAGAAGUCCUUCUUUCGGUGAAGGUGUGGUUGGUCCUGCUUGAUUCAAGGGUUUUUUUCCUCCCUUCUCCCUUUGUGAGGGUUUGUAUUCCCUGGCUCUUAGUUGAUUCCAUAUCCAUGCUGUUUGAAGAAGCUUUAUAAAAUAAAACCUUACAACAUGUAAAAAAAACCCCAAACUUACCUGAAGCAUGAAUGAAUAUCACUGAUAUUUCAGCUUUUUGGCUUUUUUCAGUGUUGCCUAAUUUCACUGGGUGUUCUGUACUCAAAUAUAUCAACCUUUUUUUUAAAAAAAAAAUGUUUUAUUCGCAGCUGAUUUGUGUGUCUUGCCACCAGGCAGAUACUAAAAUAAGUAGCUCUUUUGGCUGGAAUUUCCACAUUUAUGGUUGUACUUACUCCCAUGAGCAAAGCUCCUCAAUCAGUUAUGGGUAUGUGAGAAAUGAAAUGUAGUAUGGAGCGGCAUUCUGGUUCUUAAAAUUAGCUGAGUGCAAGAGCAUUCUGCUUGGCAUUAAAGAUGCUACUAUUUUGAAAUGAUUUCAAAUAACAUGUCUGUACUGCCAGUAUACAAAACCCUGAAUUUUACAGCUUCAGAAUUAUCUACCACUUUCAGUACAGUAGUACAUCAGCUACUGUAGCAAACUGUGUUAACUCAAGCUGUGAAAACAGUUAAAAGUAAGGUAGAGGCCUCUUGCAGUAGGCAUUAUCCAACAUAAUGGAUUCUUACUGUCCACACUACCUUGUACUGAUCAACGUUGGCAAGCGCACUUGAAAAAAAGCCCUUAGAAGAUCAACAGGUCGUGUUCAUGUUGCAGUCACAGCCUACUUUUAUUUGUUGCUAGAAAUUUGCUUCGAGAAGGGCAAAGACACUUCUCUGAAAAUCAUGAAGAAUCCAGCCUGUACAUUUUAUGUGAAUAUUGGCCCCACUUCUGUCCUCACCUCUGCUUGACCUCUUCCAGGACACACAUUCUGGGUACUCUUUCUUCAGAGUAUGUAAGAGUAUGGUUAAGAUCAAGAGAGAUUCAUGACGUUUCUCCUUUAGAGAGCUUAAUGCAAUUCUUGCAUCAGAUACAGGAAGCGAAACUGGAUUGGUUUUGAAAUUUGCUACUCCAGCUUGGUGACAAGGGAAAGCUUUGGUGAUCAUUAAUCCCUGCUGUUCAAAGCUUGAGAAUUAGACAUGUGAUCAAUGGACUUGGGCCCUGAGCUUCCAGUGCAGAAGUUAAUGUCCUCCUACCCUCCUUUAUGACAACAGGAGUAGAAUUAUGCCCUUAUCUAGUGACAGGAAGAAUGAUAAAGAAUGGCAUUUGCAGACUUCCCUGUGAUUUUGUUUCCCUUCUGCUAUUCAUAUACAGCAAGAGCAAAGCAUAAAAAAAAAUCUCAAACAUAACUCCCCCCAAAAGACUGCCAAGUGACCUUCUCUUCCACAUUUGUGAGGAUGUAAAUAGGAUUGCAGUUUCAUAAAUAUUAACCAUUACUGGCUGCUGGGGAUAGCACAUUUGAGACGGCUGUCUGUGGUUGCUUUGAAUCCUGAUGAUGACAGAGAGAACUUGAGCUUGAGAAUAAUAAAAUACUGCAUAAUUAUUUUAAUAUUUAUAGGGUUGGAGAUAAGGCAGUCCAAGUGACAUUUCCCAAACUCAUCUGUUUUGUGUUAGUAUGGUUGUACUGCCACUUUGUUGAAUCUUGGUUUAUUUCAGAGAAAGGUAGAUGUUUCUGUUAAUACUUCUGUUUUCAUCAGUGCUCAUUAGGGAAGAAUUCUGGAGUGUUGCCCAGUGCUGUAUGUCUUGUCUCAAAGUGACCGGCCAUGGCGUUUCCUUGUUUUCUUGGCAGACAAUGCUGGAAAAAUUCCCAGCAUUGAACUUGCUUGAAAAACAAGCAACCAUGCCCAGUGAGGUUGUCGGGAGGCAUAUUGUGGAGCAGAGCUUCCUUGUCUAAAAAUACAUGUCAAUCAAGGGGGAGGGGAGGAAGAACAACCCACAAACUUGCCAGAUGGUCAUUUCUAAUUUUACAGCGAUCUGAUAAUCCCGGGUAUCUGUGUUGUCACUGGGAUUGUUUGACUACACUCAGUGGAAAACCAGAAAAAUCCCAAGUUGAAGGUCUUGUCUUUUUUGUAAAUGAACUUUCUUUCUGUAGCCUAAUACCAGGAAUGAAGUUUACUGGCUUAUUCAUCCUAAUGAGAUUUUUCUUGUUUGAACUUGAACUGCAGUCAUUAAAAGAAAUUCUAACCUGAAAAUAAACUCCUUUCAUGUGAAAGUA